Molecule: messenger RNA, 2396 nt
Organism: Carassius gibelio (silver crucian carp)
Lineage: Eukaryota; Metazoa; Chordata; Actinopteri; Cypriniformes; Cyprinidae
Product: thymidine phosphorylase
Exons: 10
Coding region: 165-1418 (417 amino acids)
Biological process (GO): pyrimidine nucleoside metabolic process; pyrimidine nucleobase metabolic process
Cellular component (GO): cytosol
Molecular function (GO): 1,4-alpha-oligoglucan phosphorylase activity; pyrimidine-nucleoside phosphorylase activity
Source: RefSeq, a predicted model, not a curated record
AGGCAAUGGCCGUCUACUGACAGUACAUUCACGUUCAUGACGCAGGAUGCUGCGUAAAAUGUGUUACUUUCAUUCGCUCUGACAAGAGUCCAGUGAUUCGGACGGUCCACCGCGAGGCUAUUUACUCUGCAUUGACUGGAAACAGCACAUAAUCUGAUGUAAAGAUGUCAUUUAAAGACAACACAAUUAGUUUCCCUGAGCUUAUUAAGCUGAAACGAGACGGUGGCCAACUCAACCCAGCAGAGAUAGGCACUUUUGUGCAUGGAGUCACAUCAGGAGACAUCCAGGACAGUCAAAUAGGUGCUAUGCUAAUGGCCAUAUGGCAGAAGGGCAUGACCGAUGAAGAGACCGUGGCAUUGACGAGAGAGAUGAUGAACUCUGGGGAGAUUUUUAAAUGGCCGAAGGAAUGGCUUGUGAUAGACAAACACUCAACCGGUGGGGUUGGAGACAAAGUCAGUCUUCCACUCGCUCCUGCUCUGGCUGCAUGUGGUUGUAAGGUGCCCAUGAUAAGUGGAAGAGGACUGGCACAUACAGGCGGCACCCUUGACAAGCUGGAGUCUAUCCAAGGGUUUAAAGUUAACCAGUCAGUUGAACAGGUGAAGCAGAUCCUAGAGGAUGUGGGCUGUUGCAUUGUGGGACAGACAAAGAAUCUGGUGCCAGCAGAUCAUGUUCUCUACGCCAUCAGAGAUGCCACAUCGACUGUUGAUAGUCAUCCUCUUAUCAUAAGCUCCAUCAUCUCUAAGAAAGGAGCUGAGGGUCUCAGUGCUCUGGUGUUAGAUGUGAAGUUUGGCAGAGCUGCUCUGUAUAAAGAUGUGGACAGCGCUCGCAGUCUUGCUCAGUCACUGAUCACUGUGGGUAACAGACUGGGUGUGAAAACAGGGGCGGUGCUUAGCCGAAUGGACACUCCUAUUGGCCAGAGUGUAGGAAAUGCGCUCGAGGUGUGUGAAGCCCUUGAGUGUCUUAAAGGACGAGGGUCAGAUGAUCUCAAGGAACUGGUGACAUAUUUAGGUGGGCAACUAUUGUGGAUGUGUGGCCACUCCUGUACUGUAGAGAGUGGGAUAAAAGAAAUCACUCUGAAACUGGAGAAUGGAGAAGCCCUGAAAAAGUUUGAGGCGAUGCUGAUGGCUCAGGGGGUGUCUGCAGAUGUUGCACAUUCCCUGUGUUCAGAUGAGAACGACUACUUUAGGCACAUGAAGCGUGCAGCACAUCAGACAGAGCUUGAUGUACCAGAUAAUGGAGCCGUUUUGGACAUCGACGGUUUGGCUCUGGCUGAAGUGCUGCAUAAACUAGGGGCGGGCCGUUCUAAAUCAGGAGAGGAAAUCGAUCACAGUGUGGGAGCAGAGAUCUUGGUUAAGAUAGGACAGCAGAUACAGAAAGGGUCCAAGUCAUGUUGGAAAAUGAAAUCUGCAUCUCCAUAAAGUUGGUCAGCAGCAGGAAGCAUGAAGUGCUCUAAAACUCCCUGGUAUAUGGCCGUGUUGACCUUGGACUUCAGAAAACACAGUAGACCAACACCAGCAGAUGACAUGGCACCCCAAACCAUCACUGACUGUGGAAACUUUACACUGGACCAACAUGGAUUGUUUGCCUCUCCUCUUUUCCUCCAGACUCUGGGACCAUGAUAUCCAAAGGAAAUGCUAAAUUUACUUUCAUCAGAGAACUAACUUUGGACCACUCAGCAGCAGUCCAGUCCUUUUUGAAGCGAGAUGCUUCUGACGCUGUCUGUUGUUCAACAGUGGCUUGACACAAAGAGUGCGACAGCUGAAACCCAUGUCUUGCAUACAUCUGUGCGUAGUGGUUCUUUAAGCACUGACUCCAGCUGCAGUCCACUCUUUGUUAAUCUCCCCCACAUUUUUGAAUGGGUUUUGUUUCUACCACAUCAGUUUUCAGUUUUGUUUUCUACCACAUCAUUUCCUUCCUUGUGCUUGGACACAGAGCUCUGUGAACAGCCAGCAUCUUUUACUAUGACCUUUUGUGUCUUGCCCUCCUUGUGCAAGGUGUCAAAAGUGGUCUUUUGGACAACUGUCAAGUCAGAAGUCUUCCCCAUGAUUGUGUAGCCUACAGAACUAGAUUGAGAGACCAUUUAAAGGCUUUGCAGGUGUUUUGAGUUAAUUAGCUGAUGAGAGUGUGGCACCAGGUGUCUUCAAUAUUGAACCUUUUCACAAUAUUCUAAUUUUCUGAGAUACUGAAUUUGGGAUUUCCUUAGUUGUCAGUUAUAAACAUAAAAAUUAAAAGAAAUAAACUGUCUGUCAGUCUGUGUGUAAUGAAUGAAUAUAAUAUACAAGUUUCACUCUUUGAAUGGAAUUAGUGAAAUAAAUCAACUUUUUCAUGAUAUUCUAAUUAUAUGACCAGCACCUGUAUAUCUGUGUAUAGCAUUACAAUGUUAUUGAUACCCUAUU